Polistes dominula (European paper wasp) is the source of this 2356-nucleotide messenger RNA. It is a transcript of the gene pygo, whose product is annotated as pygopus family PHD finger. NCBI's taxonomy places the organism in Eukaryota, Metazoa, Arthropoda, Insecta, Hymenoptera, Vespidae. The record is from RefSeq and is a predicted model, not a curated record.
GCAACAAUGGCGAUCUAAAGAACUAGCGUGCGCUUUUUCAUUAAAUAUAAUUUGACAUUACGAUUAGUGUUUACGCUACCUCCAUACGUAUAUUGAAGAAGUUAAUGUUCGUUAGUGUUCAAGUAAACUAUGUGAUUAAUAGGAAAACAUAAAUAGAAAAUAAAAGACUAGUAAAUUGUCUCUGAUAAAAAUUAGUUUUAAUCUUACCACACGAAUCCAUGGUGUUGGUUUUUGGUGAAAAAACGCAUAAGCCAUGUAUACAACCAUAUCGCACGAACUUUAACACACUGAUAUCUGUGUUACACACAUCCUGUAUAUUAAAUUGGAAUAAAAAUAAUUUAUAGUGGUGCUCUCGUACGGCAUGAUAAAAUAAGGGAAGAGAACGAAGGAGAUGAGCCACAACAUUGCAGGCAUGCCACCCUUUGCGAGGAUGCCUUUGGGGGGUAUGGGAAUGGGUGUGAGCAUGGGUCCUAGUAACCCGCAUCCUGAAAAUUCUGCUCACCCCCAUCCUCCGCCACCACCACCUGCCGGUGCCAAUCCUAAGAAAAAAAGGCGUACCAAUGCCAACGUAGCACAGCCACCCCCGCAACAACCUCCAUCUGCACAGGAUUUAUUACCACCACCUUUAAGUGGUUAUGGGGAUACAAUAGUGGCAAGUAAUCCAUUUGACGAUACGCCACCGCAAACUACUCAGAGUCCAAUGAUGCAUGGUGGUCCACCGCAUAUGCAUCCCCACCAUCCUCAUCAUAUGGGUGGACCGCCAAUGCGUGGUAUGAGUCCUCUUACUUCUAUCGGUGGUAUGAGUCCUAUGAUGCCGCAUAAUAUGGGUAGUAUGAGUCCGAUGGGUAAUUCACCUAUGACAAAUCAUAUCAAUCAUAUGGGUGGUAUGUCACCUAUGAAUCAUGCGCCUAUAGGCGGUAUAAGUCCUAUGAAUAAUAUGGGACCAAACAUGCCGCCUGGCCCUAUGAAUUCCAUAAACAAUCAUAUGAAUAUGAGUCAUAUGGGAAAUUCUCAAUUAAGUGGUCCACCUAUGGGUAGUCCGAUGAAUAACAUGAACAGUGGGCCUAUGGGUAGUCCUAUGAAUAAUAUGGGACAUAGUAUGGGAAGUCCUAUGGGAGGUCCAUUGGGGUCGCCGAUGAACACCAUGGGUGGAUCGAAUCAUAUGCAAAAUGGACCAAUGAACAUGAACAAUAUGAAUAGUCAUCUACCACCUAAUAGUCCUUUAAAUGGUCCAUCUAUAAACAAUGUCAAUGUUAACAGUCCAUUAGGACACAAUGGAUCUCAACCACAUCCAAAUCAUAUGGGAAAUAAUCUUAAUAAUAUAGGAAGACCUAUGAAUGGUCCUAUGACCACCAUGAGUUCGAUGGUCUCUAAUAAUAUAAAUAUGAGUGGGCCAAGUCAAAUGAACAAUAUUAAUAUGGGUGGACCACCAAUGAACAGUAUGUCUAAUAUGAAUAUGAGCCAUCAUAAUCAAAUGGGACAUAUGCAAGGACCAAUGGGUACUAUUUCUAGCAAUAUAGGAGGUGGUCCGCCUAUGGGUCAUACUAUCAAUAUGGGAGGAUCUAUGCCGCCUCAUGGAUUUCAAGGCCCACCAGGAAUGGGUCCUAAGCCAAUGCCUGUCUCUGCGGGAAAAAUAUAUCCUCCGGAUCAAGCUAUGGUAUUUAACCCACAAAAUCCUAAUGCACCGCCAAUUUAUCCCUGUGGAGUUUGCCAUAAAGAAGUACACGACAACGAUCAAGCUAUUCCUUGCGAAUCUGGUUGUAAUUUUUGGUUUCACAGAGGAUGCACAGGGUUAUCAGAGACAGCCUAUCAACUAUUAACUGCUGAAAUUUACGCCGAGUGGGUGUGUGAUAAGUGCUUGCAAUCGAAAAGCAUACCUUUGGUUAAGUUUAAACCAUAACACUUCUUGACCCGUCGUAUAUGCGACGCACGAGUGACUCUUUGUUAGCGUUUACACUUUGUACACGCACACACAUACACGUACGCGUGCGAUUGCACACAUACAAGCACACACAUAUACACAAAACACGCAAAUACACGAAAUACAUGCAUACAAUAAACGUCGUCUACUGAUGCAGACGUUAAGUCCUGCAUAAAUAUAAACAUACGCUGUUUGUUAAUAACUUAGUUUUAACUUGUUGAAAAUAUUAGGGAAAGUGGAUUCUACAAACUUUUGAAACGAAAUCACAUCGAAAGUUUAUAGAAAUCAAAAAAGAAUGGAAAGAAGAAAAACACAAAAAAAAAUAAUUAUUACAACCAAUUAAAAAGUUGGAUUUGGAAUUUUAAUAUCUGUUUCAUGAUAUAAGUUAAUUUGCCUAUAUAUAUAUGUUUACGUAUAUGUAUAUGUAUAUAUACA